This is a messenger RNA of Camellia sinensis, 579 nucleotides long. NCBI's taxonomy places the organism in Eukaryota, Viridiplantae, Streptophyta, Magnoliopsida, Ericales, Theaceae. The record is from RefSeq and is a predicted model, not a curated record.
CUUGGUAAGUGAUAUGUUUUCUUUCUUUAAUAGUCUUGAGAGGUGUCAGUAUUUUGCUGAAUCACCAUUGAUUAAUCCUGUUGCAGGUGAUUUUGGACUUGCUAAGAUGUUGCCAUCAGAUGAUCUUGCAUCCUCUGUUGUAGGAACUCCAAGUUAUAUGUGCCCUGAGCUUCUUGCUGACAUACCUUAUGGCUCUAAGUCAGACAUUUGGUCCUUGGUCAGGCCCUCAUCAAAAGCAUGCUGCGGAGAAAACCCAGAACUUCGGCCGAGUUUAUUUCCUGUUCUUUAUUCUUUUUUUAACACUUUCCGAAAAUGUUUUACGUAGGAGAAGCAUUAAUAUAAGCAUACCAAUGAUUUGCCAUUGCCUUAGAUAAUCUAAAUGAUUCCUAAUUCAUUAAUUAGGACUCAGCUAGUUGUGGUUGUUCUAGCUAAUAUAUUGCCAUUCAUAGUCAUCGGCAUAAGCCUUUUCUAGUAAGUUUCUCUAAUAAUUUUAAAUCCCUGUAAUGUAUCUUCCAAAAUUCGAAGCCAAGACAUUUUUAAGGUACUUAUUGGUUUUAUGUUUCAAUUGGAUUUAACUUU